CUUUCCUCUAUCCCCACAUUCUUCUUACCGCUGCUCCAGCCAACAAACAGCAGUAAACAGCCACCAUGUCUGAGAGCUCGAAUUCACCACCGUCCCAGCAUGAGUUCCAGGCACCCAAGCGCAAAGCCGCCCAGGCAGGUAUCGAUGGACACGCGACUGGCCGUUCAGUCAAGAGGAGGGCCUCCAAGGCGUGUCAGUGUUGUCGAGCUCGAAAAGUGCGCUGCAACGUCACCGAACACGGCGCACCCUGCACAAAUUGCAGAUUGGACGAAGUCGAAUGCAUUGUGUCAGAGAGCAGACGCAAGAAGAAGUGGAGCAAGGACGAUGAGCACCAAACGGAAUCCACCAACGUAUCGACAGCCGCUGCCAGCCGCAAACUCGCUUCGCGCGAUACAUUGGACAGCGUCCAACCCCUAACCUCAGCUGGAACGCGGCGGUCACUUGACGCUGAGGCAUGGCACGACGAGCACGUGCCUCACUCCAUCUAUCAGAGUCAUGGAAACCGCCUUGGCCUGGCAGACCUCCACCGCCGCAUGUCCGUGAACUCUCAGACCAACGGAAUGCCAAUUCUCCCAUAUUCAGCCUUCGGCGGCGAUUCGCAACGAGCUGUGUUCGGCUAUACUGCUCCCAAGCUCGGCGUGGCCGACCUCCCUCUAUUCAUCAAGCCGUUGCCUUCGAAGAUUGGCCCCGAUGAGGUGGCCUACCUUGAGAAGAAGGGUGCUUUGACCAUACCCACAGGCACCUUGCGCAGUGAGAUGCUUCGUGCUUAUAUCGAAUUUGUGCAUCCCUACAUGCCUCUUCUGGAAUUACGCGACUUUUUGAUGACAAUUGAUCAAGCUGAUGGAAGCUUGGGCAAAGUCAGCUUGAUCUUGUUCCAGGCUGUUAUGUUCGCAGGCUCUGCGUUCAUCGAUAUGCACUACUUGCGCGCAGCGGGCUACGCGACCAGAAAGGAAGCUCGCAAGGAUUUCUUUCAGAAGACUAGGAUUCUCUACGAUUUCGAUUACGAAUCUGAUCGUGUAUCAUUAGUGCAGGCUUUACUUUUACUAACCUACUACUACGAAACUCCCGAUGACCAGAAAGACACAUGGCACUGGAUGGGCGUCGCCACUUCGGUCGCGCAUACAAUUGGACUGCACCGCAACCCGGACAAGACCCAUAUGGAUAGCAAGCGCACGAAAUUGUGGAAACGGAUAUGGUGGUCGACCUACAUGCGAGACCGCCUUAUCGCCCUCGGCAUGCGCCGCCCGACGAGGAUAAAGUCGGAAGAUUUCGACGUACCUAUGCUUACUUUGGAUGAUUUCGAAAUUUCCGCAAUUCCUGAUUCUGUUACCUGUGUACCAGCAGACUGUCGCGCCGCCCGGGAUGUUGGCUUGCAGCGCCAAUUAGCCAUCAUGUGCAUCGAGAAGGCCAGACUAUGCCUUUGCAUCUCCCACGUGCUUUCCAAGCAGUAUUGCGUCUUAAACAACAACCAAGGCCUGCAAAACGACCGCACAACCAUGAUGCUUUUGCCCAAAAAGCUGGACCCUGAAACCAGCGAGGUAAAGGCCUGUGACGAAGAAUUGCAGAAUUGGGUCAAAGAUCUCGCAGAAGAAGCUAAAUAUUCAGAUGAUUUCACUGGAGAGAACUCGCUGGAUGUAAAUCGAGCUCUGCUUCACAUGGUUUUCUUCACCACGCUAUCUGCGCUGCACCGCCCACAAGUUCUUCCCUCGUCGCAUGGUGGGCCCGCGAGUGUUCCGGUUAAAGCGAACGUAGCAUCGGAUCUCCUAGAUGUGUCUCGUCGUAACGUUCGCCGCGCAGCUUCGGCCAUUACCUCUAUUGCACAGCGGCUUGACCAGGCCGACCUUGUGAAGUACUUGCCUACCACUGGAGUUACGGUUUUGCUUCCUGCCAUUAUCAUCCACUUGCUGGAUAUCAAAGCACCUGAAGAAGACACACGCCACGCUUCGUUACGCGGGUUCUGCCAAUGCAUGGCCGUGAUGGGGAAACUCAGGGAUCUAUACGCCGCAGCCGAUUACUCGACAGCUUUCUUGGAGGCUGCGAUUCGCAAAGCCGGUAUCCACAUAGCGCCUACUACAGUACAAACCCCAGGGGUAGACAACGCGACAUCACCUCUUGGUUUGAAGACGUCACCAGUGACAUCUGUCGAAGACCUAGUAAACGCAGGGAGACGGUUGGAUAUGCAGGCUGUGAGCAACCCUGCAAUUACCGCGUCGCAGCAGUUACAACGCUCGACGCUGACGCCGCCUCCGGACAACGGUACGACGAAUUUACUUAUGCUGGAGAAGAGUGCAGCACAAAACAACGUUACUGACGAAGAAGUCGCACGCCGUCUCGAGACGUUCCUCGCGUCUACGCCGCCAGAAUCCGAUCAUGAUCACGAUCAAAUACCCGCGAUCACGAUUGCGGAAGACCCAGCGCCCACGGCCGCGCCGGCUGAGGCAACUCCGUUCAACAAGUGGAGUCUGAUGGAUUUGCCGCCAAAUCCCUUCAACAACAACAUCAAUCACCAUCAAGACAACGAGAUGCUCUUCAGCAGCCUCCCGAUAUCGCACGAUUUUGAGGAUGGCGAGUUCGACAGCUUGCUUAACUUGGACGCUGUAGGCGAGACUUUCACUUUUGACGAUACUAUGCUCGAGGGAGUUGACUGGAUGGAGACGACCACUGGCCAGAUCGAGGAAACAACAGCAAAGGCGUAGGUUUUGACAAAUGCAAUAAUCUUGGGUUGCAUCUGGAAAAGUUUUGGGUCUGUGUUUGGAAUUGGGAUAAGAUUACGAAUUACGGCCAAAGGAUUACUAUGAUACCACGUCCCUUUUUGUCUUCGAUCUCUCUGCAUAUACACGGGAUACUUUGGAAAGCACAUGUACGAGCUAUAUUCACGAAUUGGGAAAAUGUAUCGCGA
This is a messenger RNA of Paraphaeosphaeria sporulosa, 2899 nucleotides long. Its product is annotated as cutinase transcription factor 1 alpha. Lineage: Eukaryota; Fungi; Ascomycota; Dothideomycetes; Pleosporales; Didymosphaeriaceae. The transcript is spliced from 4 exons. Gene Ontology annotation, molecular function: zinc ion binding; DNA binding; DNA-binding transcription factor activity, RNA polymerase II-specific. The record is from RefSeq and is a predicted model, not a curated record. Gene Ontology annotation, biological process: regulation of DNA-templated transcription; DNA-templated transcription. Bases 66 to 2696 code for a protein of 876 amino acids.